UCGAUAGUAUUGUUUUCAGACGGGGAUCGACGGUGAAGGCAAAAUUGGUCAAAAAUUCAUCCUUCAAAGUUCAAAGCUUUCGCAAUUUCAACGAAUUUUGAAGAAUCGUCAGAAACAACUCGAUCGUUUUCUUCUUACUGCUUGAAUCACGAGAUAAUGAUCCGAUUCAUUCUGCUUCAGAACCGGCAAGGGAAGACUCGUCUCGCUAAGUAUUACAUUCCUCUUGAAGAAUCUGAAAAGCACAAGGUCGAAUACGAGGUUCAUCGGUUGGUCGUAAACAGAGAUCCCAAAUUCACUAACUUCGUUGAGUUUCGUACACACAAAGUUAUCUACAGGCGAUAUGCUGGACUGUUUUUUUCACUUUGUGUUGAUAUUACAGAUAAUGAGCUAGCGUAUUUGGAGGGAAUCCACUUAUUUGUUGAAAUCCUCGAUCACUUUUUCAGUAACGUCUGUGAACUAGAUUUGGUCUUCAACUUCCAUAAGGUGUAUCUGAUAUUAGACGAGUUCAUUCUUGCUGGGGAAUUCCAAGAAACAAGCAAGAAGGCAAUCAUAGAGAGGAUGGGGGAGUUGGAAAAGCAGGAGUGAGAUGCAUGGUGCUAUUUCUAGAAAUCAAGUACAAUUUCUGUUUGGUCUUCUUCAGCUCUCUGAACAUUUUGUGUAUGAAAGUUCCAUUUCCAUGAUUCAUGCUUGAUCGAACACCAUUUUCUUUCAACGGAUUUCAUUCGUGAUUAUUGUAUAUGAAAUACGGUAUACCAAGACUUCCCCUAAAAAGAGGAUUCAGUGACUACAUUACAUUUACUGUUCUAGGGUGUUAAAUAUGAACUUGGUGACUUUCAUUGCACAAGGUAAGGUAUAUGAAUUGUCAUUUUC
Cynara cardunculus var. scolymus (artichoke) is the source of this 870-nucleotide messenger RNA. Its product is annotated as AP-2 complex subunit sigma. Lineage: Eukaryota; Viridiplantae; Streptophyta; Magnoliopsida; Asterales; Asteraceae. Gene Ontology annotation, cellular component: intracellular membrane-bounded organelle; AP-2 adaptor complex. The record is from RefSeq and is a predicted model, not a curated record. Bases 157 to 585 code for a protein of 142 amino acids. The transcript has 6 exons. Gene Ontology annotation, biological process: protein transport; clathrin-dependent endocytosis. Gene Ontology annotation, molecular function: clathrin-cargo adaptor activity.